This is a messenger RNA of Lentinula edodes (shiitake mushroom), 183 nucleotides long. RefSeq lists its product as uncharacterized. The annotation marks the transcript as partial. The record is from RefSeq and is a predicted model, not a curated record. Lineage: Eukaryota; Fungi; Basidiomycota; Agaricomycetes; Agaricales; Omphalotaceae. The transcript has 2 exons.
CUUUCCAAUGGUGACAUUCCACAUUGCACAAAACUCACUGAUAUCAUCUUUGAGCAGUUCAAAGUUGAAUGGAAGAAAAUGGUUCAGGAACUAAAGAACUCCCUUGGACGGAUAUCGUUUACUUCAGAUAUGUGGUCGCGCGGAAUAUUGCAAGGUUUCAUGGCAAUAACUGCUCAUUACAUG